Molecule: messenger RNA, 1278 nt
Organism: Zonotrichia leucophrys gambelii
Lineage: Eukaryota; Metazoa; Chordata; Aves; Passeriformes; Passerellidae
Product: interleukin-1 receptor type 2-like
Exons: 8
Coding region: 1-1164 (387 amino acids)
Molecular function (GO): interleukin-1, type II, blocking receptor activity; interleukin-1 binding
Source: RefSeq, a predicted model, not a curated record
AUGCAUGGGCUCUUCUUUGUCCUGGUGAUGUGCACAGUUGGUGCGUCUGCUUUCAGACUCCAGCAAGUCAAGAACACAGAAAAUUGCCCAGAUCACACCGUGUUUUUCAAACACUACUAUGAACUGCAUGGAGAACCUGUGGUUCUGAAAUGCCCUUCCCCCAGAUACAAACAUUUGGAUUUCUCUGCCUUGACCCCUAAUAUCACAUGGUAUAAAAAUGGUUCGAACACCAUGAUAUCAGAAAGAGACGAAGAUUCAAGAAUCUGGGCAAAAGGAAAUGCACUCUGGUUUUUACCAGUGAGGCUAGAAGACUCAGGAGUAUAUAUCUGCACAAGAAGGAACAACUCCUACUGUGCUGAGGUCUCCAUCCACCUCACAGUUGUGGAGAAAACAGCUGCUUGGGAGAUUGCCUAUCCCCAGGUCCUCUUCACUUUCACCGCUGGAAAGAUUGUUUGUCCUGACCUGUGGGAUUUUACACCAAAUAGGACAAGCCUGGAGCUCAAGUGGUACAAGGAUGCUCAGCCUUUGGAAGAGGACAAUGAAAGAUUCAUCAUUCUGAAUGGUUCAGCAUCUCUGAUCAUGACAUCUGUGCUACCAACAGAUGCGGGGUAUUACACGUGCAAGAUGUCAUUUCCAUUUGAAGGUGUGACGUAUGAAAUCACCAGGACAAUUCAACUGGAGACUGUUGAACAAGAGAAGAGAAUUACCCCGAUAAUUGUGUAUCCAGCCCAAAAGACAACAUCAGCUGCUCUUGGCUCCAAGAUGACUCUCCCAUGCAAAGUGUUUGUUGGGCUGAGCAGCCAUUUCCAAACUGAUGUGGAAUGGCUGGCAAAUGACAGCAGCGUUGACGUGGUUUAUAAACAAAGCAGAGUUACGGAGGGGGAACGACAAGAAAGUGUAGAAAAUGGUGAAAACUUCAUUGAAGUACCACUGAUUUUUGAUUCUGUUGAAGAAGUGGACUUUUACACAGACUUUACCUGUCUGGCCCAGAACAGAUAUGGAUACCAAGAACUGCCAACAAGGGUCAAGCAGGAAGCUGCUGGUCUGUCCUGGUACAUUGCAAUGAUUCCUGUUGCUCUGGCCUGUUUGAUCGUGGGAGGGAUAUGCAUGCACAAGUGCUGGAAGAGUAGAGCUGAUAAAGGAUAUACAAUACCAAAGGUUUAAAAUCCACUUGAGUUCUCCAACUACCAACAGAAAAAAAAAAUCAUCCUGGCUAUCUUUCACAUCAGACACAGCGAGCAUUUCAGACCUGAUAUACUGUAUUCCCAACAGUCCAAU